UCGAGCUGGAUCGAUCUGUGAUGGUCCUGGGGCCGAAAGCGAGCGAAGACGCACUGUGGGAACACAAGCACAACGCCCAGAUCUCAGGGCGGUUGUGUCGCCUGCAUGUUGAUGCACGAGUCGUUCGUAUUUGGCUCGUGCGCAUUCGGAGCUUGAUGCUGCCCUGACUUUCUGCGUGCGCGCGUCGGCCGAUGGUGCCACUGCAGAGAUGGGCAGCUGCGCUGAAAGCCGCCUCCCUGGCACCAGCCGCGGGUGUCACUGUCGUCGUGGGGAAUGAGGCGGCAACGCCGACAGUAUCGUCAGCGCGCUGACCUACGCGUACCUUCUAGAUCAAGGCGGUGAGCGUGCAUUGCCCAUCGUUGCGUGCAACCGCGCGGACAUGCGCCUUCGUUCAGAGACCGUCCUUCUGCUGCAGUUGUGCGGCGUGGACUCGGCGAGCCUGAUUUUUCUGGACGAUCCGCAGGCGAAGGAACUGCUCGAGCAUGCGAACAGAGUUGUGCUGGUCGACCAUAACAAAGCAACCGGCCUAGUGGCUGACAUCGCAGCAGGACGGGUCGCUAUCAUCGUCGACCACCAUAAGGACCUCGGACAGCAUACUAACGUGACUGGGCCUGCUCGGAACAUCGCCUUCAAAGACGCGAAGGCCACUGCUGGCAGCUGCUGCACCCUGGUGGCCGAGGCUUUUUUGGAGAGCCCGUCCGGCAGGGCACUGCUGGCAUGCGAGAACGGAUCAGCUGCGAGGGCGCUGCUUGGAGUCAUACUUAUCGACACGGUUGGUUUGGAACAGAGGUUCCAGAAGGUCACACCGCGUGAUGUCGUUGCCGCCGAGAGUCUCCAGAGCUUGGCGCCAGCGCCAGCGAGUGACGAGCUGUUCAGGCAGCUGGAUGCCGCGAAGUUCGACGACAAAUUCUGGGAACAGUUGGGGGCAGACCAGUGCCUGCGAUACGACUACAAGCGUUUCGAGGCAGGCGGGAGGGCUUUGGGGCUCUCGAGUGUUCUCUGCAGCCUGCAUGCUCUGGUGGGCAAGGCGGGCUGGGCCGAAGAGUCCGCCAGGUGGGCGCAGGGCGUGGACCUCUUUGGAGUCCUGUCGAACAGGAAGUGCAAGGACGGCGUCGCGCGGGAGCUCUUACUGAUGAGCUCCGACGGCGGCGCCCUCGCCUCCGAGGCGGCCCAGUACGCCGCCCGCUUCGAGGACCCAGUGCUGUCGCUGCAGCCCCUGCCGCUGCCGGAGGGCGGCCCGCCCGGUGCCCUCGCCUUCAGCCAGGGCAACUCCGCCGCGAGCCGCAAGCAGGUGGCUCCGUGCCUGAGCGCCUUCCUCGAGUCCACCGCCGGCGGCGCGGCGCUGUGAGGCCCCUCCCGCAGAGGGCGCUGCCGGCGUGCCAGCAGCACGGCCCGUGGGCGCCGUGCCCGGCGGGAAAACAGUGGGGACCAUUGCGCGGUGCCCGCGGCUCCCAUGGGGUCGCCCCGCUGCCCAAAUCCAGGAUCCAUCUUCCCCCGGUGGAGGCGACUCCCCGU
Prorocentrum cordatum is the source of this 1515-nucleotide messenger RNA. Lineage: Eukaryota; Dinophyceae; Prorocentrales; Prorocentraceae. The record is from the annotation of a GenBank genome assembly.